AUGGGAUCCAACGUUGAGCUGGUAUGGCCAGAGUCAGAGGCAUAUUCCUCACGGGUGAACAACUGCUCACAUGCAAAUUCAUCCCUAGCUGUAAUUCGAGCGAAGUUGAGUGCCGAACAAUUAGAACAAUUCAAGACAUCAUGCUUUGGCCAUCUUCUGAAUAUAGAUAAGAUUCAGUUUAGCGGGCAGAUUGUGCAUGGGGUUGUGUUGCGUAGAGUAGCGGGGCAGGGUGUGAAAGACUUGGAUGGACUGAGUUUCUUAAUAGGGUGCGACGUUGCUCAGUUCACUCGUCAGGAUUUCUGUUUGAUCUCAGGGCUUCGUUUUGGGGAAGUGCCUGAAGUUUCCAGUGGAGAAAGUGAUGAAAUUAGACUUCAGAAAAGAUAUUUUAUAGACGAAGGAAUUACAUGUAAUGCUUUAGAAGAAGCAUUUGUGAGGUGCACAGAGGAAGAUGACGUCUACAAGCUAGCUCUUGUUUACUUUGCUGAGUUAGUGGUUUUGGGAAGGGACAAACAUUUGAACAUCAAUCUAAAUUACCUGACCCUUGUAGAGGACUUGGAUGCGUUCAACAGGUUUCCAUGGGGUUCGGUGUCGUUUGACAAAACCCAAGACAGUCUGUUUUCUGCACCAACAAAGUAUGUGAAAAGCUUUGAAAAUGAAGAGGGAAGAGGGAAGGGGAAAUGUAAGGUAACCGGAACAAGCCGGAGAAAUGAGAAGGGCAAGAAGGAUAACCAUGGUGAAGUGCAAAGGGGUGGCUGGAGUUUUAAAGGUUUCACGUAUGCUUUCCAGAUUUGGGUAUAUGAAUUAAUUCCUAGAAUGGUGGACCUGAAUUACUGCAAGGUUGUUGAUCCGACAGCUCUCCCGCGUAUUUUGCGAUGGAGAACUACUACGUCUGUUCCCGAGAUGAGAAAGUUGAACAAUUAUUUUUUCCAGAGCAAAGAGUCAGUUCAGUUGCGGGCGCUAUGUCCAAGUGAAGAGGAAAUGAGACAACCAUAUUGGAGUUGGCCACAGGGUCGCCCUGCUGUUGUCUCGGCAGAGUCAAUUCCUUCUUCAUGUGCUGACCUUGAUGAGUUGAACAAGGCGGUAAGCUUGUUGAGGUCCGAGUUGUUUCAAGUAAAGCGGGAAAAGGACGUCCUUGAGUUAAAGGUCAUACGGAUGGAAAAAAUUUUGGGCCACUGUUUAGGUCCUCAUUUUGAGCAGGAAGUGAGAAGGGACAUAGCUUUACUGAAAGAGAGGACGAAUCGUUGUGUCGUGUCACAUCUAUUUAAGGGAUAUGAGGAAGUGGAUGGCAUGCAAUGGGAUGAAGGGCCAAGUAAUAGAAAUGAAGGAGAGGAAAAUGAAGAGGAGGACAUUGAAGGGGGUGAAGGGCCAAAUAACAGAAAUGAGGGAGAGGACAAGGAAGAGGAGGGGAUUGAAAGGGGUGAAGGGGCAAGUAAGACAAAUGAGGGAGAGGAAAAGGAAGAGGAGGGGAUUGAAGGGGGUGAAGUGCCAAGUAAGAGAAAUGAGGGAGAGGAAAAGGAAGAGAAGGGGAUUGAAGGAGGCCAAGUGCAAAGAAAACCAAGGGAGGUAGAGGAAGCUCAAAGGAAAAGAAGUGAGGGAGAGCAAGUGAAAAUAAAAAGCAGCAAAGGAGAGGAAGCGCAAAGAAAGAGCAUUGAGGGAGAGGAAGAACUGCAAAGAAAAAGCAGUGAGGGAGAGGAUCCGAAAAAAAAAAAAAGGGCAAGGAAGUGA
Prunus armeniaca (apricot) is the source of this 1725-nucleotide messenger RNA. NCBI's taxonomy places the organism in Eukaryota, Viridiplantae, Streptophyta, Magnoliopsida, Rosales, Rosaceae. The record is from the annotation of a GenBank genome assembly.